AUGGCGGACCAAACUCACUAUGCUACGCGCGGAAGUGCCUCUUACACCAGGUCCAUCGGCAUCAGCCAGCGGGUGACUCCUCUGGCCAUACCGUGGACCGGUGAGAUGCGCACGAGGUUCUCAGACUUUCAAGUGAACGAGAUCAAGGAGGAUGGUUCUGUUCUUCAUCUUCAGCAUAUUGGUAUACCUGACGAGGAGGCUCCCGUUCAAGAGACAAAACAGGAGACCAAGACAGAGACAUCAAACGGAGACUCGAAGAAAGAGGAGACCAAGGAGAAUUCUGAGAAGCAGGCUAGCGAAAACACAGAAGCCAAGCCCGCCGCGCAACCUGAGCAGACCUACGAUGUCUCGCCUGAAGACGUGGCCACUCUUGAAACUCUAACCGAUCAGCGCUUUACGCAGGAGCUCGUGGAGCUAUACAAGGCCGGCCCAGGCGCUGAUCACGAGAAGAAGAAGUCUGUUACCUCGGAACCUAUGGACGAUAGGCCCAAGCGUGGCCAAGUACACCAGGAGAUCCGUCGCAUCUUCAGGUCUCGGAUAGACACCAACACGACUGACCUGGGCGCCAUUGUCGCAACGUUUAUCCCUCCACGCAAGGGCAACAACAAGAAGCGCAGCCGUGCCCCUCGGGGCAGCCGCGAGGAGAAGCCCGCCGGCGAGUACCUGCACUUCACCUUGUUCAAGGAGAACCGCGACACCAUGGACGCCGUCAACCAGAUUGCCCGGUUCCUCAAGGUCAAGCCCCAGGUCAUUGGAUACGCCGGCACAAAGGAUCGCAGAGCUUCGACGGUGCAGCGAUGCUCUGUGCGCUACAUGCGGCCCAGAAACCUCCACGGUAUCAACGGACGACUCUGGGGUGUGUCGACUGGAGAUUAUGAAUACAGCGACAAGCCGAUCUACCUGGGCCAGCUUCUCGGAAACGAAUUUGUCAUUGCCAUCAAGAGCUGCCAAAUGGUCGGCCAAGCCGAUGAGUCUAUUGAGCAGCAAGUUGAGAAAUUGAAGAAGAAUGUCGAGCCCGCGCUCGCUCACAUGGCUGAGCACGGCUGGAUCAACUACUUUGGUCACCAGCGCUUCGGAACCCAUGAUAUCGGCACACACCAGGUUGGACAGAUGAUCCUGGGCGACAAGUACGAAGAGGCCGUCAAGGCGCUUCUUCACUACGACGAGGAGAUCGCAAACAAGGCAGAGGCAGGGGAGAUCCCCGAGGAGCCCUCCAAAAGGGACGAAUACCUCCGGAAUCAGGCCUGCAUGCUCUUCCUCACGGACAAGGACGUGGAUAGAGCCAUCAAGAUCAUGCCUCGUCGCUUCUCGGCUGAGAACAGCAUCUUUAGACACCUGAACCGACAGGGUGCUCAGUCGCGGCGCGACUUUAUCGGCUCCCUUGUCCACAUCACCCGCGGCCUCCGUUCCAUGUACCUCCACGCCUACCAGUCCUACGUCUGGAACCACGCUGCCAGCCGUCGUUGGGAGCUCCACGGCACCAAGGUCAUCACUGGCGACCUCAUCAUCGCGCCGACCGAGAACACGCCCCUCGUUAGCGGACAGGACCAGGACGGCGACGACAUUGUGAACCCAGUCGACGAUGAUGACGACGCUCCUGUGCGCGCCCGCCCUCUCACCGCCGAAGAAGCCGCCAGCGGCAAGUACACCAUCUUUGACAUUGUCCUCCCUACCCCUGGAUACGACGUCGUGUACCCCGACAACGACAUGGGCACCUUCUACGAAGAGUUCAUGGGCCGCCCCGAGAACGGCGGCCUCGACCCGCACAAGAUGCGCCGCAUGCGCCGCGAGUUCAGCCUGCCCGGCCGGUACCGCAAGAUCAUGAACCGCUUCCUCGGGACGCCCUCGGUCGAGGUGCGCGCCUACUCGGACGACACGGAGCAGAUGCAUCCCACCGACGUGGACGUCAUCAAGGCUGCCAAGGGUGCCAACAGGAAGCGCUCUCGUGAGGAUGCCGACUCUGAGUCGGCCGCCAAGAAGACCAAGGUUGAGGGCGAGUCAUCGGCGUCUACGGACGUUGAGAUGAAGGGUACGGACGCGGAAGAGGGCAAGGUAGAAAGUGCCCAUACCGCUGAGGAUGCUGCUGAGAAGGCUCCCGCCGCCCAGCAACCCAUGAAGCUUGCUGCAGUUGUCAAGUUCCAGCUGGGACGUAGUGCUUAUGCUACCAUCGCGUUACGAGAACUCAUGGGUGAUCCCCCGGAGGAGACAACUACAGAGGCAUAG
Molecule: messenger RNA, 2223 nt
Organism: Fusarium keratoplasticum
Lineage: Eukaryota; Fungi; Ascomycota; Sordariomycetes; Hypocreales; Nectriaceae
Product: TRUD domain-containing protein
Exons: 3
Coding region: 1-2223 (740 amino acids)
Biological process (GO): pseudouridine synthesis
Cellular component (GO): nucleus
Molecular function (GO): RNA binding; pseudouridine synthase activity
Source: RefSeq, a predicted model, not a curated record